AUGCCUGACUGGAGGUCUACUUUACUGGACCAGGCUGAAGACAACAGAGAGCAAACAUGCAAGACCACACUGCCCGGAUACUUGGUCUCGAAACGUUUGCGGACAGCGGCUUCUUUGACUCCUUCGACUCUCCAGGUCCUUGCAGAUACCACUGUUGUCGACUGGUCACAGUUCGCAUACAUACAGUACGUUACCAACUUGGCCUAUCUCUGCAACUCGGUCAUGAUCUUUGAAUCCAUUUCACGCUUCGGCAGUCACGCGGAUAAACUUAUGAUGUAUCCGCAUGAAUGGAGCCUUAGCUCGGAUGACAACAGCGAUGAAAGCCGGCUUCUCAGAAAGGCACGCGAUAAAUACCACGUCCGUCUUGUCCCUAUCACUGUUCAGCGAUCCAGUGGUCAGGACGCUACCUGGAUGGACAGUUUUACCAAACUCCUUGCUUUCAACCAGACACAGUACGAGCGGGUGAUAAUACUUGAUUCUGAUGCCACACUCCUACAGAACAUGGACGAGCUUUUCUUCCUUCCCCCCGCCCCCAUCGCCAUACCAAGAGCGUACUGGUUAGACCCAAAGGAGCACGUUCUAACGUCGCUACUGGACGUCAUUACGCCCUCAGCAUUUGAAUUCGAUAGAAUUCAACGGCAAAUCGCGAAUCACUCAGCGAACGAGUUUGACAUGGAAAUCAUCAACAACCUCUACGGCGACAACUGCCUUGUUAUCCCGCAUCGGCCAUAUGGUUUACUGUCUGGCGAGUUUCGUGCUUCGAACCAUCACGCUUACCUGGGAUCGGAUGAAGAGACGUGGGAUCCGGUUAAGGUCUGGAGGGAGGCCAAGUUGAUACAUUUUUCUGACUGGCCAUAUCCCAAGCCUUGGAUCAAGGCCAGUGAUCAGGCUACCGAGGAACGCAAGCCAGCUUGCCAUAAGAAUGAAACGGGCGGCGUUAAGGAUUGUCGUGGCCAGGAAAUCUGGCUGGAGCUUUACAAAGACUUUUCGAGAAGGAGGGAGGCGGUUUGCGGUCACGCCUAUGGGUAG
Aplosporella prunicola CBS 121167 is the source of this 1029-nucleotide messenger RNA. RefSeq names its product glycosyltransferase family 8 protein. The record is from RefSeq and is a predicted model, not a curated record. Gene Ontology annotation, molecular function: glycosyltransferase activity. The transcript is spliced from 4 exons. NCBI's taxonomy places the organism in Eukaryota, Fungi, Ascomycota, Dothideomycetes, Botryosphaeriales, Aplosporellaceae. Bases 1 to 1029 code for a protein of 342 amino acids.